AUGGAGAUUGUGGACCAAUCAUGCGACUGCUUGCCCAUACUUUUGGAUGACAGAUAUUCCGAGCUCUUACAGGGCUUUGAACUCAACGGAAUUCUUACUGCGGAAGUUCUUCUCUCGUCGCCGGGUGCUCUUUCGCGUAAGAUCAAUCAUCCAGCUGAAGAGAUCGAAUCCUUCGUCAAGCGGUAUAAAGAUGAGAGUCGAAGCCAUUUAUUCAGAAAGGGAAACUUGAGGACAUUGGAGGAUGAUACACUUGCUUCUACUACUGCUGGUGUCUCAGAAUCGACCACUAAACAGAUAUAUUUCACCACCGGAGACGACGAGAUUGACUCCAGUCUCAAUGGAGGAAUCCCAUGUGGAUAUCUCAUCGAAAUUAGUGGUGACUCUGCCACUGGAAAGUCCAACUUUCUCAUGAGUUUGGCUAUCACUAUACAACUCCCCAUAGAAUUUGGAGGCCUUGGCAGGUCGAUCUUUAACCACAAUAGUGACCAAGCAGGGGUCAAGACUAUGUAUAUAUCUACAGAGUCAGCCCUCAGUACCCAAAGGUUAGAGCAGAUUUCUAUAUACUACCGGGAUCUUCUCUGCAAAAAUGGUAUUAACGAUGCAUCACUAUAUCCGGACAUGAAGAACGUAAUGACUACCUCAACGGCGAUUACAGAUCUCGAGUCGCAAAACCGCUGCCUUUACUAUCAGCUUCCGGUGAUCCUUGAACGAUCUCCGGAAAUAAAGAUGGUUGUAGUUGACUCCAUUACCCAUCAUAUUCGUGCAGAGCUCCGCUUUGGGGACAGAGAUUCGUAUGUAAUGAAAAUCUGUCGACAUCUAAAACAGCUAGCACUCAAAUAUUCCGUUACGGUGCUGAUAGCCAACCAGGUUACAGAUAAGCCACUCAACGGGAUAUUUUCGUCCCAGAAUGAACUUCUAUUUAAAAUGAACUUCGAUUAUCAGACCAGCUGGCUGGUCGGAUGGGAUGAUGUUGGUGUGGUAUACAGACAGCUUAUGGAAAAGAAGAAAAAAAAACCAUGGGAGAAAGAUAAAGAUCUUGAUACCUACGAGGAGAUUGGAUACACUGAGACUACACCUGAAACGAGCAGCGAAGAGAGCUUUUCCAACGACACCUCGAUUGUGUCGAUCAAAGAACAAAUGAGAGUGGAACGAAAGAGACUCUUUGCAUCCAAAUACAGAACUAAAGUGUCAAAGAUCAAGACGAUUCCUUCUCUUGGCAUCUCAUUGAUGAACGUUAUCAACGCUAGGAUCGUGUUGAAAAAAGAAUUUAUACCCAUUUUAAACGAAGAUUUGAUAGAUGAAUUCAGUACGGAUUUAGGUAUAGAUACGAGCAGCCUAAACUCGCCGAUCUCUUAG
Molecule: messenger RNA, 1356 nt
Organism: Brettanomyces nanus
Lineage: Eukaryota; Fungi; Ascomycota; Pichiomycetes; Pichiales; Pichiaceae
Exons: 2
Coding region: 1-1356 (451 amino acids)
Biological process (GO): DNA strand invasion; DNA repair; DNA recombinase assembly
Molecular function (GO): DNA strand exchange activity; single-stranded DNA binding; ATP binding
Source: RefSeq, a predicted model, not a curated record